Phytomonas sp. EM1 is the source of this 759-nucleotide messenger RNA. Lineage: Eukaryota; Euglenozoa; Kinetoplastea; Trypanosomatida; Trypanosomatidae. The record is from the annotation of a GenBank genome assembly.
AUGCUCGAAAAGGACGUGUACAACCUCGACUUCGACGCCCUCACCUACGACGAGCUCCUGAGCAUUCUCAAGCGGGUUACCCACACCCAGAUGGAGGCCUUGGUCGUGCAGGAACAGCAAAGCCAACUGCUCGAGCAGCAGGAGGCGCACCGGGUGGAGAAGUUUCUCGAUGUGGGGAUUGACUACAAAGGCUCCAACGCCUCCUCCCCGCAUCCGCGAUCCCCCAACUCCGAGGACACGAAUGGGAAUAAAAAUGAAGGGAACGACGAAGGUUAUACCUACCACGCGAUGCUCACAAACCUCUUUGAGGCGCUUAACCGGAAUAAUGAGGGUAGCGCGAUGACGGAGCGGAACCAAAUUCCCGUCCCCAUUCUCGAAAAGAUCGGCAAGAAGAAGACCGCCAUCUCGAACUUCGGACGCAUCUGUGAGGCCUUCCACCGCUCGAUGGAGGAUGUGAAGGAUUUCAUCGAGAAGGAGCUCUCCAUUCGGGGUAACCUCGACAGCAACAACGCCCUGAUUCUCAAAUUUGAAAUUCGCAAGGCGACCGAUUUCGAUCGCACCCUGAUUAAAUACCUGGAUGAGUACGUCAAGUGUUACUCCUGCCAUCGGAUUGAUACGACGCUGACGAAGGAUGGGCGGCGGUUGGAGCUGCGCUGCAACUGGUGCACGGCCACCCGCACGGUGCAGGCGGUGAGCUCCGCGACGUAUAGCGCGCAGAUCGAAAAACGCUCCCGCCAACGCGCAGCGAUGACUUUGUAA